GGGGACGCCUACAGACAGGGGCCAAAGGCUCGAUGUCUUCCGCAGAGCGUUUCCCUGGGACUGGUGGCCCUCUUGGCCUCCAAGAAUCUACUUCGCCCGCCACUGCACUGGGCCCUGCUGGCCCUGGCCCUGGCCAACCUGCUCGUGUCUGCUGCCUGCUCCGUGGGCCUCCUCCUAGCUGUGUCACUCACUGUGGCCAGCGGUGGCCGCCGACUUAUUGCGGACUGCCAUCCAGGACUGCUGGAUCCUUCCAUCCCGCUGGAUCGGGGGCCUGGGCACACCGACUGCCCCUUUGAUACCACGAGAAUCUUCGGUACAGCCUUGGCUUUCUGGAUCCCUUCCCUGCUCAUGUCUGCGGCUGAGGCUGCUCUGUCUGGUUACUGCUGUGUGGCUGCGCUCACCCUUCGGGGAGUUGGGCCCUGCAAGAAGGAAGACUUUCAGGGCCAGCUAGAGGAACUGACGGAGCUGGAACCUCCCAAAUGUAAAUGGCAGGAAAAUGUGAAGCUUCUGGAUCAACAUCGUGAAAUCCAGGCAUCGCAGAAAACCUGGGUUUAGGACAGGGUCUUGCUAAAUCACCAAGUCACCCAGGGUUGAUUCCAAUCUGUGAUCCUCCCGCCUCAGCCUCCCAGAGUCCUGGGAUUAUAGACAAUGCGCCACUAGGCCUGGUUUACAGCUGGUUCUUUGCUCUGCUGCUUCCCCCUCAGACCCAGAUGGGUUCUUCUUUUAUCAGCAAGGACUGUUCCAUGGCUUAGACCACAAGUGUUUUUCCACUAAGCCAGGGUCCCCGAUUCUAGGAUGACACAAAUAAUCGUAAUAAAACAAUUUCUUUUGUUC
Fukomys damarensis (Damara mole-rat) is the source of this 834-nucleotide messenger RNA. It is a transcript of the gene Krtcap3, whose product is annotated as keratinocyte associated protein 3. NCBI's taxonomy places the organism in Eukaryota, Metazoa, Chordata, Mammalia, Rodentia, Bathyergidae. The transcript is spliced from 5 exons. The annotation marks the transcript as partial. The record is from RefSeq and is a predicted model, not a curated record.